Molecule: messenger RNA, 687 nt
Organism: Habropoda laboriosa
Lineage: Eukaryota; Metazoa; Arthropoda; Insecta; Hymenoptera; Apidae
Gene: Osi10b
Exons: 3
Coding region: 1-687 (228 amino acids)
Source: RefSeq, a predicted model, not a curated record
AUGAAGAGGAUUAGUUCCAACUGUAUCAUUUUUCUUCUGCAUCUGGUGUUACUGUUCAAUUUUGCGCAUAGUAAAAAUGAAUACACGAAAUUGUUCGACAAAUGCGCCAACGAGAAGAACGCCUUCGAUUGUUUGAAGAAAAGAGCGUUAGAUAUCCUCGAUUCAGCUGUUAGAGACGAUUCAGUGUAUGUGUUGAACGAAUAUAUCUCCAUUGGAAGAGAUCCUGUCGCUGCUGCCAGGAGUAUCGAUAGAUCGUUCAAGGAUGCGAACGGAACGGAGCUGACUCUCGACCAGAAACUGGAUAACAAGUUCCACGAGUACAUUGCUUCUAGGAGCGUUAAACUCACUAUUCCUGGAGAUGCUUUUCAAGGUCGAAAGAAGAAGGACAAAGGAUACGGGGCCUUAAUGAUGGGAGCUCUGGCUGUAGGAGCAAUGAUGGCCCAGCUAGCUUACGGAAAAAUCGCCUUCCUGGCAGGAACAGCGUUGCUCACGGCGAAAAUAGCGUUAGUUCUCAGUGCAAUAAUCGGGUUGAAGAAGCUAGUGUCGAGUCAAGGCGGCGGUGGACACGAAGUGAUCUACGCGACAGGUGCUGAUCAUCAUUCAGGAUAUAGCGGAGGUUAUGGCGGAGGCGGCGGCGGCGGCGGAUGGCAGAGAACCAUGGAGAACGUUGGCGUUCCUCCAACUUGA